Molecule: messenger RNA, 1204 nt
Organism: Sinocyclocheilus grahami
Lineage: Eukaryota; Metazoa; Chordata; Actinopteri; Cypriniformes; Cyprinidae
Product: sperm-associated antigen 7 homolog
Exons: 6
Coding region: 226-711 (161 amino acids)
Molecular function (GO): nucleic acid binding
Source: RefSeq, a predicted model, not a curated record
CAUUCCAGCGGAUUAAACCAAUGACGUCACUGCUGCGUUUGGACCACAUUACCCAUAAUGCCAAGCGAGCUUCCGGUGAAAAAUUAGAAAGUCCAAAGAUGGCGGACCUCCUGGGCUCGAUUAAUUUUAUGAUAUAUUCUGAUUCAUCAAUGUGCAGAACAAGCAGCCAGACUGAAGAAGAUCGAGGAGGAUGAGAAGAGAAAGAAAGCAGAGUUUAGGAAAAAGAUGGAGAAGACGGUGUCAGACUUCAUUCAGGACAGCAAUCUGCAGAAGAAGAGAUGUGAGCCCAUGGGCAAGCUCGAGAGAAGCAUCUUGCAUGAUGUGGCCGAGGUGGCUGGACUCGCGUCCUUUUCCUUCGGUGAAGAUAAAGAGAGCAGAUACGUCAUGCUGUUUAAAAAGUUUGCACCAUCGGAUGAGGAACUGGAGGCUUAUCGGAAAGCUGAGGAGAGACGACGACGAAAGGAACGGGCUGCACUGGAGACGGAAGAGGCCAGUCGCUCUCAGAAGAGGCCUGCGUCGCCUAAUUCAAACUACAGAGACAAAUACAGCCAUCUGAUUGGAACAUCUGCUGCUAAAGACGCCGCCCACACGCUUCAAGCCAACCAAUCGUAUGGCUGCGUCCCUGUGGCCAAUAAGAGAGGCGCUCGCUCCAUCGAGGAAGCCGUGGACGAGAUCAGAGCCAGAGGCGCUGGCAGCGGCAGCAGUGUGUGAAAGCAGCUGUUAUGAUUGAAUCCUAUAGCAAGGUUUUACAUGAACAGCAGGGUUAAUGAAGGCAGUGCAGACCUGCCGCGGUAUAACCGCACCGUGCACAAAUGCUUUCAUAUUAAGCAUUAGAUCUAUUCUAAAAACACAUGAAAAAAAGCAUGUGUUUUUAGAGUUAACCCGAAACAUGUGGUGUUGCAAAGUCCUUUGUAUGUUGGCAUGAUGAGCUUCUAACAGCUUCUAUUUAAAGCCAAGCCACGAUUAGUUUUCGUUCGCAUUUCCAUAUUUCAUAUUUAUUGCCUUGACAUAACUGUGGCAUACAUAUCUGACUCCAUCGUCAUGAAACCGUAUGUUACCGUUUAUGUGCUCUGUUUUAAAUGCAUUUGUUUGAGGACAAUUUUUCAGUGCUGCUUGUGCUUUUAUGUACAGGUGUGUAGUUUGUUUCUGAGUUCUAAUAAGCAUUAUGUAUAUCACCUUACCUACAUAUUUUGUCCGUUUACUC